AUGCUAUCAGAAGAAGAAGUAGUAGAGUCGGAGAGAUCAUUGUUUUCAGUUCACGAUUUGUUUGCUCGAGUUGCAGUCAAAUAUGAUCUGAUGAACGAUGCAAUGUCGAUGGGGAUGCAUCGUUUAUGGAAGGAUUAUUUUGUUGAGCAACUUGAAUUGACAUCGAAUACAACAAUGUUAGAUAUGGCAGGAGGCACUGGCGAUAUUGCAUUUCGGGCUAUAAAAAAAAUUCAACAAGGAUUGGGCAAAGGUUCCGUAACGGUUUGCGACAUUAAUGAAAACAUGAUGGGUGUUGGCCAAAAACGGGCCGUCUCUAAUCGAUCUAUCGAUAAAACACGACUUGUAUGGGUUUGUUGCGAUGCUGAAUUACUUCCUUUUGAUGAUAAUUCUUUUGAUGUCUAUACAAUUGCCUUUGGAAUUCGUAACUGCACUCAUAUUGAAAAGGUUUUGGCUGAAUCAAUUCGAGUUUUAAAAGCUGGAGGGAAAUUUGCCUGUCUUGAAUUUAGUCGUGUCGAUCCAUUGUUAAAGCCAUUUUAUGAUUUUUACAGUUUUCAAAUUAUUCCUGUUAUGGGUGAAAUAAUCGCAGGUGAAUAUAAUAGUUAUCGUUAUUUGGUAGAAAGUGUGCGAAAAUUUCCAGAUCAAAUCGAAUUUGCAAAAAUGUUAAUGGGUGUUGGUUAUGAGAUUGUUCGAUAUGAAAAUCUUUCUUGUGGUAUUUGCUCGAUUCAUACGGGAAUUAAAAGGAAUUCUCCAGAUUCAUUAUAG
Dracunculus medinensis (Guinea worm) is the source of this 762-nucleotide messenger RNA. NCBI's taxonomy places the organism in Eukaryota, Metazoa, Nematoda, Chromadorea, Rhabditida, Dracunculidae. The record is from the annotation of a GenBank genome assembly.